AUGACUCUCACUUUGGCCCAAAUCCAGAUCGGCUGGAUAUCUGCGCUACCAAUUGAAGCUCUGUUGGCCGAAAUCAUGCUCGACGAGUUGAUCGAGCAGACAAUUCCACUUCCUCCCAACGAUAAUAACAUAUACACCUACGGUCGUAUCAAGAUCAGCGGAAGCGAUGCAUCGCACAUCGUGGCUAUAGCUCAGCUUCCUCUGUCCAAUCCCGGCAAGUCGUCUACCGCAACGGUAGCUAACAACAUGCGGCGGACAUUCCCAAACUUGAAGUUUGGAAUCAUGGUCGGCAUUGCUGGUGGAGUUUGGACUCAAGAAGAAGAUAUACGUUUGGGUGAUGUCAUUGUCGGCGUACCAGAUGAUGGUGGCCCCGGUGUUAUACAAUACGAUUAUGGUAAAGCUAUACAGGAACGCGAAUUCUCUCCUAAGGGAUCUUUCAAUAGAGCUCCUGAUGUGCUCCGGACCGCAGCUGGAAUGCUGAAACGAAAGCAUAUGCGGAGGCCUGGAAAGUAUGUUUCUAUCUUAGAAAAUCCGGAGGUUAAGCGUCAUGCCCCCCAUCCAAGCGUUGACAGCCUGUUCUGUCCUACGUACCUUCAUCAAGGCGGACGUACUUGCGAAGGCUGCGACACAGCUCAUCUUCGUGCUCGCCUUCUUCGCAGCGAUUCGACUCCUAGAAUUCAUUAUGGCGCUAUAGCUUCGGGAGACCAAGUCAUCAAAGAUGCAAUUAUGGCUGAGAAGAUUCGAAGAACUCACAACAUUAUGUGCUUCGAGAUGGAAGCCGCUGGGCUGGACGCUUUCCCCUGUCUAGUCAUACGCGGCAUCUCUGACUACGCGGACACCCACAAGAACGACGACUGGCAUGCAUACGCUGCAGCAACAGCAGCAGCCUAUGCUAAGGAGCUCUUAGCGGUUGUCCCUGUCACUGCCGUUGCAGGACUUCCUAGAACCGGUUAG
Molecule: messenger RNA, 954 nt
Organism: Aureobasidium melanogenum CBS 110374
Lineage: Eukaryota; Fungi; Ascomycota; Dothideomycetes; Dothideales; Saccotheciaceae
Product: purine and uridine phosphorylase
Exons: 1
Coding region: 1-954 (317 amino acids)
Biological process (GO): nucleoside metabolic process
Molecular function (GO): catalytic activity
Source: RefSeq, a predicted model, not a curated record